Molecule: messenger RNA, 1029 nt
Organism: Ilyonectria robusta
Lineage: Eukaryota; Fungi; Ascomycota; Sordariomycetes; Hypocreales; Nectriaceae
Exons: 3
Source: RefSeq, a predicted model, not a curated record
CGGCAUAAGAUCUUCCAGACCAUUCAGGAAAUCCCAGGACUCAUUCAAGACCAAGCCGGUCUACAAGCAUUCCAAUACCCGCCACCAACCAUAGAGCCGAUCCCGUUUCUUGCACCGCCUAAGGUGGAUGGGUUAGGGUGCGAGCAGUGUCAGUACGUCAGCCGACAGACACAGCGAAUACAAGCGCACUGCCGCAACGAGCACGGAUGGGAGAACGAUUGGAAGAGGGGCGGCAAUGUGGCUAGCCGGGCCAAGCAGGGGCGAAGGGUGCCAUGGAGAACGGGCGCCGAACGAUUAGAGGCCAACAAGCGGGAGAUGAUACGGGUCGCCAACGAUAAGACGGAGCCGAACGGAUGGGUUACGCGGGUCGGUUGGGCCGCCCACUUGUCCGGGCGGGACCCCGACCGACUGCGCAAGUCGGCCGGGGCGGUCCGAGAGGACGAAGCCGUGCUGCAAGGGAUGUGCGACAUUCUCGACUGCGUCUUAGACCAGGCGCGGGCCACAUCAGUGCCCAUGAAGGACGACACGUGGGCGCGGUACAAGGACGUGUGGCGGAAGAUGGUGUGCAUCUGGCAGCGAACGCAACAGUGGGAGGACAGCGACCGACCGCCGUUCCGGCUGACGGUGCGGCAAGGCGAGCUAUACGACGCGUUCGAAGAAGCCGUCGAGGCAGCCGUGAAAGACACGGAGGGGACGGGGAAGGUCGAACGACUAUGCUUGGAUAUGCUGGUGGGGUUCUUGGACCAUCAGCUCAAGCGAGGCGACUAUGACAACGUCGUACUCAGCGCAUUGGCUGUGCUAGGGAUCCGGGAAGACAACGGGCGGAUCGAUGCGAUCGACUACACGCCCAUCUACUCGGCCGUCGUCAAGUGUGCGCGGAUGCUCGUGGUAUAUCAGUCAUAUCUGGAGUCCGAAGAGGAGAUUGCCGGGCUGAUGGCACGGCUACGGGCACAGCCCGUUACACUUAGCUGCAAUAGAAGAAUUAAAUUCUAUAUCGCGACAGCAACCACCUUACCACCUUCUACAUAA